AUGCCUUACAUCAAGUUACCUAAUUUUAAGAUGGGUAUUAACCCAUCUUUAAGAAGCAAAUUGAAUCCACUUGCUUUGACUGGUACCCAAAAAAUUAUGUUAGCUAGCUCUAGAAUUUUCGGUACAAAUAUUAGUGGUAAUUUAAGAAGUGGUAAUUCGGAACUUUAAAAGAAGUUUAGUCCUGAAAAAGAACUUGCUGAAUUUAAUACUUAUGCACACGAUCUUUCUAGCGGUUUCCCUUGGGUUCAAUACUAUGAAUAAAAGGAAAGACAUAAAAUGAUGAUUGAAUUGAGAAAAAUGAGAAUUUUGAUGAGAGGUAUUAAAAUUGGUAAAAAGAAAGGUGGUGGUAAAGUAACUUUAAUGGAUGUCUUUGAGACCAAAGCAGACGAAGAUUUUUGA
Molecule: messenger RNA, 399 nt
Organism: Tetrahymena thermophila SB210
Lineage: Eukaryota; Ciliophora; Oligohymenophorea; Hymenostomatida; Tetrahymenidae
Exons: 2
Source: RefSeq, a predicted model, not a curated record